Messenger RNA from Panicum virgatum (switchgrass), 2016 nucleotides. Its product is annotated as auxin-responsive protein IAA18-like. Gene Ontology annotation, molecular function: protein binding. NCBI's taxonomy places the organism in Eukaryota, Viridiplantae, Streptophyta, Magnoliopsida, Poales, Poaceae. Gene Ontology annotation, biological process: regulation of DNA-templated transcription. Gene Ontology annotation, cellular component: nucleus. Bases 270 to 1307 code for a protein of 345 amino acids. The transcript has 7 exons. The record is from RefSeq and is a predicted model, not a curated record.
AAAAGAACGGCGCCAGCUCGGGGCAGGCACCAUGCUGGUGGUCUGGUACAAAAGAGAGGCCAGGCUCAGGCAGCAGCUCCGCCACAGAUAACAGCCUUCUUGCUUGCUUCAGCUGGCUAGCCGGUAGCGCCCCUCACGGCCUCACUCCACCGGAAUUCCCACUCCACCUCACCUCAUCAGGGUUCUCGAGUUCUUCAGGUAGCUCUGGUCUGGUCUGGUCUGGUCAGGUGACUGCAGCUGGUCGAUCUUGCCUCAGCAGAUCAAGUGCCAUGGAGGAAGACUCCAGAGGGAGAGCUCCUUCCACUCCCCAACUGCUAAACCUCAUCCGAGGCGAGGGAGAAUGGAAGGUGGUUAGGGAGGCAGCAGAUGGAGGGAGAUCGUCAAGAACCACAAGCUCUGAAGCCGAGGAGGACACGGAGCUGGAGCUGAAGCUGAAGCUCGGCCUCCCUGGUGUCCAAGAGGAAGAGAGACCAGCCGGCCCCAGAGAGAAGAUGCAGCAAGAACAGGAGAGCUGCACGGCACUCUCCCUUGGUUGCUUCCCGUCACAUUCGAGGCUCGCCGCUAGCACUGCUACUGCCACAGGGGCAAAGAGAGGCUUCUUGGCGACCGUUGGUGCCAAGGCAGAAGGUUGUAAUCAGAGGCACCAGGACAGGCAAGGGUGUGGGGACGAGUUAACAUUGGGAGAUGAAAACAUGGCAGGUGAGAGGAAGAAAGGGUGCUGUCCCCCAUCGUCGUCGCAUGACUCGGCUGCUGCGCCUGUGCACAGCAGCAGCAGCAACCCCCACCACCAGGGGAGAGGUGCUGUUCAUCCAGUGGUCGGUUGGCCUCCAGUCCGGGCCAUCAGGAGAAACCUCACAAAUGGUAGUUCAUCUAAGCAAUCCCCUGACCGACAAAACGAUGAAGCUGGUGACAAGGCGAAGCUAACCUGCAAGAGGAGCCCGCUUGUCAAAAUAAACAUGGACGGCAUCCCCAUUGGAAGGAAAAUAGACCUUGCAGCAUACGACAACUUUCAGAAGCUGUCGUCUGCCGUCCAGGAGUUGUUUUCUGGCUUUCUUGAAGCUCAGAAGGAUUUAGACUGCACUAAAAGUGGAGAGCAAGGAACGGAAGAGAAACUAUUUUCUGGGUUAUUGGAUGGAAGUGGCGAAUACACUUUAGUUUAUGAAGGCGAUGGAGGGAGCAGGAUACCAAUUGGGGACCUACCUUGGAAUGUAUUUAUUUCUACCGCUAAGAGACUGAGGGUCAUGAAAAGUUCAGAACCUCCCCAUGGCUUGAUUAAAACUACCUCGGGGAGGGCAGCAGAUCAUUAAAAUGAGGCCAGUCGUGCAGCCAUUGGAUCAUGCAAGCUGUUUCAAUCACCGGCUUCCUUCAGAUGACUCUUUUUCGCUUGUAGAGAUAAAUCUACUAAGAUAAAUGGUAGCAUAUUGCAGAUGCCUGAAUGCACUGCAUAUUUUGUAAUUUCCUUGCUAUUUCUGAUAUAGCUAUGCAGCAUGAUCUAGUAGGAUUUCCUUGCUAUUUCCGUUCGGCAGGCUGGAGCUGGAGGCUGGAGCUGGAGUUGUGUGAGAGAAAAACACUGUUGCCUGGCUGGUGGCUGGAGGCUGGAGCUGGAGUUGUGUGAGAGGAAAAUACUGUAGAGGCUGGAGGCUGUCCACCAGCCGAACGGGGUGUAAUUACGGUGAGAUGAAAAAGGCAUACGUAAUGUUCAGAUCACAAUGGCGAGCAUGCUAACCAAGAAAACAAGCAUAUACAACUAUGGGAGGCUAAGCUCAUCAACAAUUGAGGAGUAACUUGUUUGAGUUUCCAAAUGCUAGGGGUGUAGAGUCACCAACUCUCAUCAUACCAAUUCAGCAUCGGAAAACUCAACGCAAUUUUUUCAGGUCAAAGUAUUUGUCACAAGCACCAUGAGGAAUGCUUUGACCUGAUUCCAAUUUUUUACUGUAAAGAUCUGCGAGAAGUAUGAGGUAUACCUGUAAUUUGUACUACAAAAAAGCAGAAAAAUCCAUACAUCCAUGCAGCAAC